GAAAAGAGAGGAGAAGAGAAAAGGAGGAAAAGAGAGGAGAAGAGAAAAGGAGGAAAAGAGAGGAGAAGAAGGAGAAGAGAAAAGGAGGAAAGAGAGGAGAAGAGAAAAGGAGGAAAGAGAGGAGAAGAGAAAAGGAGGAAAGAGAGGAGAAGAGAAAAGGAGGAAAGAGAGGAGAAGAGAAAAGGAGGAAAGAGAGGAGAAGAGAAAAGGAGGAAAGAGAGGAGAAGAGAAAAGGAGGAAAGAGAGGAGAAGAGAAAAGGAGGAAAGAGAGGAGAAGAGAAAAGGAGGAAAGAGAGGAGAAGAGAAAAGGAGGAAAGAGAGGAGAAGAGAAAAGGAGGAAAGAGAGGAGAAGAGAAAAGGAGGAAAGAGAGGAGAGGAGAAAAGGAGAAAAGGAGGAAAGAGAGGAGAGGAGAAAAGGAGGAAAGAGAGGAGAGGAGAAAAGGAGGAAAGAGAGGAGAGGAGAAAAGGAGGAAAGAGAGGAGAGGAGAAAAGGAGGAAAGAGAGGAGAGGAGAAAAGGAGGAAAGAGAGGAGAGGAGAAAAGGAGGAAAGAGAGGAGAGGAGAAAAGGAGGAAAGAGAGGAGAGGAGAAAAGGAGGAAAGAGAGGAGAGGAGAAAAGGAGGAAAGAGAGGAGAGGAGAAAAGGAGGAAAGAGAGGAGAGGAGAAAAGGAGGAAAGAGAGGAGAGGAGAAAAGGAGGAAAGAGAGGAGAGGAGAAAAGGAGGAAAGAGAGGAGAGGAGAAAAGGAGGAAAGAGAGGAGAGGAGAAGAGGAGGAAAGAGAGGAGAGGAGAAGAGGAGGAAAGAGAGGAGAGGAGAAGAGGAGGAAAGAGAGGAGAGGAGAAAAGGAGGAAAGAGAGGAGAGGAGAAAAGGAGGAAAGAGAGGAGAAAAGGAGGAAAGAGAAAAAAAGAGAGGAGAAAAGGAGGAAAGAGAAAAAAAGAGAGGAGAAAAGGAGGAAAGAGAAAAAAAGAGAGGAGAAAAGGAGGAAAGAGAAAAAAAGAGAGGAGAAAAGGAGGAAAGAGAAAAAAAGAGAGGAGAAAAGGAGGAAAGAGAAAAAAGAGGAGAAAAGGAGGAAAUAGAAAAAAGAGAAGAGGAAAGGAGGAAAUAGAAAAAAGAGAAGAGGAAAGGAGGAAAGAGAAAAAAGAGAAGAGGAAAGAGAGAAAAAAGAGAAGAGGAAAGAGAGAAAAAAGAGAAGAGGAAAGAGAGAAAAAAGAGAAGAGGAAAGAGAGAAAAAAGAGAAGAGGAAAGAGAGAAAAAAGAGAAGAGGAAAGAGAGAAAAAAGAGAAGAGGAAAGAGAGAAAAAAGAGAAGAGGAAAGAGAGAAAAAAGAGAAGAGGAAAGAGAGAAAAAAGAGAAGAGGAAAGAGAGAAAAAAGAGAAGAGGGGAUUAGAUUAG
Molecule: messenger RNA, 1389 nt
Organism: Schistocerca americana (American grasshopper)
Lineage: Eukaryota; Metazoa; Arthropoda; Insecta; Orthoptera; Acrididae
Product: trichohyalin-like
Exons: 2
Source: RefSeq, a predicted model, not a curated record